Iphiclides podalirius (scarce swallowtail) is the source of this 1038-nucleotide messenger RNA. The record is from the annotation of a GenBank genome assembly. Lineage: Eukaryota; Metazoa; Arthropoda; Insecta; Lepidoptera; Papilionidae.
AUGGUGCCGCUAGGACCCGGGCCUGGCCAUCCUACCGCACACCAAACUCACGGCGGGCCCUCUACCAAUUUAUCCGGCCCGAAUUCGUUAUCACAAAGUACUCCGCAAUCGAACAAGUCGUCAGUGGCGAAGCCGAAUUACACAUUAAAAUUUACUCUUGCGGGACACACAAAAGCGGUGUCGUCAGUUAAAUUCAGUCCUAAUGGAGAAUGGCUGGCAAGCUCCUCUGCUGACAAACUUAUUAAAGUGUGGGGUGCCUAUGAUGGCAAAUUCGAGAAGACUAUUUCGGGACAUAAAAUGGGUAUCAGUGAUGUGGCCUGGUCUUCAGACAGCAGAUUGAUAGUCAGUGCAAGUGAUGACAAAACAUUAAAAGUAUGGGAGCUUAGUUCAGGCAAAUGCUUAAAGACUUUAAAAGGACACAGUAACUAUGUUUUUUGUUGUAACUUCAAUCCGCAAAGCAAUCUUAUUGUAUCUGGAAGUUUUGACGAAAGUGUCCGUAUAUGGGAUGUGAGAACAGGCAAAUGCUUAAAGACUUUACCAGCUCACUCAGAUCCAGUUUCAGCAGUUCAUUUUAACAGAGAUGGAAGCCUUAUUGUCUCAUCCAGUUACGAUGGUCUAUGCCGAAUUUGGGACACAGCUUCAGGACAAUGCUUAAAAACACUUAUAGAUGACGAUAAUCCACCAGUUUCCUUUGUCAAAUUCUCCCCUAAUGGAAAAUAUAUUCUUGCUGCAACUUUGGACAAUACAUUAAAAUUAUGGGACUAUAGCAGAGGAAAAUGCCUUAAAACAUACACUGGACAUAAAAAUGAAAAAUAUUGUAUCUUUGCUAACUUUAGUGUUACUGGUGGAAAGUGGAUAGUUUCUGGAUCGGAAGAUAAUCUGGUAUAUAUUUGGAAUCUGCAAUCAAAGGAGAUAGUUCAACGGCUUUCUGGGCACACUGACACAGUGCUGUGCACAGCAUGCCAUCCCACCGAGAAUAUUAUUGCAUCAGCAGCAUUGGAAAAUGACAAAACUAUCAAGCUUUGGAAAAGUGAUACU